Molecule: messenger RNA, 5543 nt
Organism: Patiria miniata (bat star)
Lineage: Eukaryota; Metazoa; Echinodermata; Asteroidea; Valvatida; Asterinidae
Product: receptor-type tyrosine-protein phosphatase F-like
Exons: 25
Coding region: 1-3882 (1293 amino acids)
Biological process (GO): protein dephosphorylation
Molecular function (GO): protein tyrosine phosphatase activity; protein binding
Source: RefSeq, a predicted model, not a curated record
AUGGGUAGUCGUCAUCUGGAGAGAUUCUGUGGAUUCAAAGCGAGGCUGGUGGGCUUUGGUGUCAUCCUCAUCAUGAUCUUCUCGUUCUCAUGUCUGCGCCAUAAAAAAGACAACUCUGUAACGAUCAGGACAAAAAAGUUUAAUGGUAGUGAUUGUUCAGUUCCGUCUGCAGUGACUUCUCUCAGAAUUGAUGGUUCAGGAUCAUCAGGACGAAUCAAUUGGAAUCCAGCCAGUUCCUCGUGUGCAGUCAUUGAUUACUCCCUGCAGUUUCGACUGAUCAACCGUGAUCAGUGCGAUUAUCGAAGUAACGAAAACUUCGCAACUGUAGCUACGACGGCGGGUACCAGUUAUCUGCUGUCAGUAGCCGUAUCGUCACUGCACUUCUACUCCACCUAUAAUAUACGCGUGAGGGCGAGGAACUCAGCCGGUCUAGGAACCUCUAGCAACCAAGUUCAAAUCAUAACUCCCAAAGCAGCCCCUAAUGCUCCACCUGCGAAUAUUAGACCCACCGGAAUCUACUCCAAUCGUGUGAGCUUGUCGUGGGAUGAAGUGUCAUGUGGAAGCAGACGAGGUGAUAUUCCUCAAUAUAAAUACGAACUGAGACGCAUGUCAGAUGGGGAUACGGAAAUCCAAACCCUGUCAGCCAGAUCCGUAUCCUUCACAGGGUUACCAUCGUGUACCGAGUAUCAAUUUAAAGUUGCCGCGCGUGGCAGCGCCUCCACUGUACCCGGACCGUACAGUAGUUGGAUACAAGUUACAACCACAGCAGAAGCUCAUGGGCCAGUCAGUAAUGUUGAUGCAAUAGCCUUGACGGACUCCCCUUCUAUUCGAGUCACGUGGUCCCCACCGGAUACCAUCGGGAACCGCUGCCCCCUCCGCUACAUCGUCGAGUACAGAUUAACCGUCAGAGACCAGUGCCAAUCCAUCGACCAAUCCCAACCAUUAGUCGCCGCAAACCAGACGACCGUUUCCACAACGAUCACUGGUUUAGACGGAUACUCCACCUACGAAGUGUGUGUCAAGACGUGGAACAAAGAAGAAUACAGUGUGGAGCGAUGUGAUACUACAACUACACGCUCUUCUCCAGCCCCUACAGCUCCUCCAUCGCAUGCAACAUGCACCGGGAUCUUCACAAAUAGCCUGGACUUCGCCUGGGAUGAGGUACCAUGUGGUAACAGAGGCGGCCAGAUACUAGAAUACAAUUACAGAUUGGUACCUGCGUCGGGUGGUAGCUCACUUACCCAGACAAUAACUUCCAGAUCUGUAGUUAUUAACGAAAUCUCCUCCUGCACAGAGUUUAAUUUUCAAGUUCAAGCCGUAGGAACGAACGGCGAGGGGCCAUACAGCAAUGUGAUUAGUGUUACUACCGCAGCAAAAGCUCACGGACCUGUUAAUGCUCUUGGUGCAACUGCUCUCGCUAGCUCCCCAUCUAUCCAUGUAGCGUGGUCCCUGCCGGAUACCAGUCAAAACAAUAACUGCGCUUUGUACUUCAUCCUCGAGUACGAGUUAAUCUCCAGUGACCUCUGCGAUCCCAUUGCGCAUCCCAGACGCAUAUUUGCCGCUAACCAGACAUCAACAUCGACAACCAUCGCUGGUCUCCAGGCCUACUCUACCUAUAAAGUGUACGUAAGGACAUGGAACGUAGCGGGUGAUGACGGUGAGACGAGACACGUUGUCACGAACACAAACUCUGAUAAAGCACCAUCAGAAGGUCCGACAACUAUCAAAGUUACGUUGAGGAUGCGGCACAAGAUCGCAUUCACGUGGGAAGAUAUACCUUGCGGCUACAGACACGGGCAAAUUAUAACAUACCAGAUAAGGCUCAGGGUACUGCAAAGGCCAUACAAACUCGGUUUCACACCCGAUACCACUUACAAGCAAGUCACCGUACUAGCAUCCUCCAAGCUGUACAGCACAAGUGUUCUAGAACCAUCAACAAAAUACGAAUUUCUGGUAGCUGGUGUGAACAAUCAUGGAGUUGGGACGAUGGCAAAGAUCGAAGCUUUCACAUCGGUUGAAACAGAAAUGGACACCCCUCCCCCGCCAAAUACUGAUCCCUCAAAGUCAACCAAUUCUACAGUUACAAUUAAUGUGGAUCUACCACGCACAUCUCAGUACGUAACAGGCAUCCAAAUUGGCGUGAAACAAGUGCAUUCAAAUAUCGAGGCAGACACCACACCAUCUAAGAACGACUUCGUGCCGGACUAUGUAGCAGGGGAAUUGAUGAAAGAGAACCUUACUGAAACGUUCACCGUGGGUGACGGGAACACGUACGGUACAUUCUACAACCGGCCCUUACAGCCCAACACCAAGUAUGACAUUUAUCUGGGGUCAGUCAGCAGGAUUUCAGAUAUGGAGUUUGCAGUUACGUGGGGAGAUCCAGUGAGGGUGAAAGUGAGGGAUGACUAUGUUUUCCCAGUCGUUGCCGUGCUGGUUCCCGUGCUGAUUGUCAUUCUCCUGGGAGUCGCAGUCCCUGGAGCUAUCUUCAUGAGAAAGAGGCUUAAGAAGACACCAGAGGACGAUGCUCGAUUUGUUGCAGUCAGUGAUGACAUCCAGCUUCAAGAUUUCCCAACACGACAAACCAACUCGAAUCCCUACUACAGGGACAUCAGAGAAGAACCCGCGUACGAACCCGUGGGAAACCGCUUUGGUUCUCAGUCUCAGAAUCUGUCUGCUGAUGAUCGGGCGGGAAAGCUCCUAGGACAGGAGAAGACACCGACGCCUACCAAGGCGAAGAUGGUGGCACCUACAAGAGACGGUCGCUGCGAAUAUCCAUAUGAGAACAUGCCAGCUGUUUUUCUUGACGAAGUUACAGUAGACUCCAAGGAGAAGAAGAUUGCUGACAAAAAUAUCACCUGUUACGGAGCCGAGUUGAAAAGUAACCGCCCCAAAAAGGGAGCGAUUAUCUACGACACACCUAGGUUCGCUGCACGUUCCAAGCCCAAGCCCCCACCAAGAACCACGAAGCCAGUUAUUACAAAAUCCAUCCAGUCUGCGAUCACACGUGGAGCCUCUGAUGCUAUACCUGUGGACAGGUUUGAGGACUACGUCCGCGCGAAGAAAUCAACGUCUUUUAAGAAUGGUAAUGGCUUCCUAGAGGAUUAUGAGAAAAUGCCUACUCCAGUCAAGCAUCCGUGGUCUGUGGCGAAGAAACAUGCAAACAGAGAGAAAAAUCGCUAUGCAAACAUACUCCCAUAUGACGAGACUCGAGUUGUGCUGGAAACAGUAGCUGAUGACCCCAACUCAGACUACGUGAAUGCUAGUUACAUUAACGGUGUCAAUGAGCCAAGGAAAUACAUUGCAAGUCAAGGUCCUACCAAGGCAUCCGUAGCUGACAUGUGGCGCUUGGUUUGGCAAGAGAACGCAUCCAAGAUCGUCAUGUUGACCAACCUACGGGAGGGCGUCAAGGACAAAUGUGAGAAAUAUUGGCCUGAUGAUAUAACUACUUAUGGUAACAUCACAGUCAGACUGAUGAGCGAGACGACACAUGCUGAUUACGUUAUAAGAGAUUUCACACUCGCAAUUGAGUCGAAGAAACAACUCAAGAAGGUUGUACAGUUCCACUUGACAGCAUGGCCCGCUGAAGGUUUGCCAGAAGACACUAGCAAAGUGAUCAACUUCAUCAAAACCGUCAAGCAGUUCAAGUCUGAGAUGAAUGGACCAAUGGUGGUCCAUUGCAGUACUGGAACCAGUCGAACAGGAUUGUUCAUUACUCUGGACGCCAUGCUACACCAGGCUAAGACAGAAGGCAGAAUGUGUAUCGGGAACUUUACACGCAAUAUGAUAGGCAUGAGGAUGGGAAUGAUACAAUCUGCUACCCACUAUGAAUUCAUCUUUGAUACCCUGUUGGAGGCAUUCAAGCGUGAUGAAACAACCAUCUAGUCGACUCACCAUAAGCAAUGUAAGCGGAGGGCAACUCCCUGCUCCUUAGACCCUCGUGGAUUUUGAUCCCUGAUUCUAAGUACGUGAAUAUACGUGCAUAGCUUCAAUCGCCACCUAGCGGUUACCGUUUAGACUCUACUGACUUAGUGUGAAAAAGGGAAAAUAAAAGCAUGGUUUCAACAAAUUCGUAUGUAGAAAAAAUACUAAAGUAAAAUUUUUCAGUUUUGAAAGAAAACGAAAACAAGUUUAAGAAAUCUUUUAUUGCACUGCGAUAAAUCUUUAGUUGCGCGAGAGUGCCCAUCAUUGCUUUUUAACUAAACAAGCAGCCUAAAGCUAGCAUGCAACUCAGAAUUAAAGUAAAAUGGUACCUUGACAUUUACUCGGAAUGGUUUGAAAGUGUAGGUUAAAAAAAACAAGUUUGUAAAUUUAAGUAGAGCUUCAUGGUUGAAAUAUUUACCCCGAAACAAACACGAAACAUUCUUAACAGUUUCGCUUCGUGGUUAAUUUGUUAUAAAUAAUCGCAUCUUCUUUGAGUGAGACCUGAUUGCUGGAUUUCCAGAAGAGCUUACGUUGCCAGCAUUCUGCCUUGGGGCACAUUGCGGGUUUAUGGCUUCUUACUAGGGCUGGAUAGCUCAAUUGGUAGAGCGCCGGGACGCAUUUUUCCCAAACGACAUCCGUAUGGGGUGUACGCUAUGACGCUUGGUAUUUACUUAUUAAGUGUGAGAAGAAAAUAAAAGCAAACAUGAAUUCGAACUUAAUAAAAUUUGGAUUUUAUUUCCCUGUUUAAAAAAAUCCUCGAAAGCCUGAAAUUAGAAAAGAAAAAAAUAUUCGGGUAAAAAUUAUGAUUUGAACCCAUCCCUCGCGGUACAAAAUAACGAUCCUUUCCAACUGAUCAAUCGAACUGCAAAUCCAGAAAAUUCAUGGUAAUAUAUACCUGCGAACAAAUCAUAAAAAGAAAUUGGGAAAAAAUAACUCGCCGCCCAGACGGUAUUCCGGAGCUCGAAUGGUAGAUACAACUUUUGCUCGAGUCAAUUUCUGACAUCACAAAUUUGCUCAUUUCACACAACAUUUCGUCAGACGCUCAACGUCUGAACCGCAUUGAAAAUGUUACAUUGAAGUACACAGUUUAAUAGGCCAUAUCUUGUUUAGUUUAACAUGUAUUGCUGUAAAUUAAUUUUUCUGUGCCGAUAACGAAUAAGUAUACAUUUAUCCAACGAUAUUUGUUGUUUUUUCGGAAUAUUCUCCAAAUUAUAUUGCACUCAAUAAGACAUUAUAAUGUUCACUUGUUCAAUUCAAAUAUGCAAGAUAUAAGGACAUUUUUAGGAUUUACAAGGUCUAGCAUGCUUUGGUAUGAUAUUUUGAAAAUUUGUCUAAACCUUAAAGUCAUAUAUAGUAUUAUAACCAAGAGCUUUUCGGAAUUGCUUAGUGUGCAGUGCACGGUGUUGCUGUGAUAGUCACGAGUUGUAAGCAGGGUUUAUAAAUGAGACAAUUUGUUCUUAUAAAAGAAAUACUAGAAAUGGUCGCGACAUAUAUCGUGUGCUAGAAACUUGAGCCUGUUGUCUUGCAGAUAUUGGUGUGAUUUUUCUUAUUAAGUUACGGCAAAGAUAUAUCGGUUGUCGAAGAUCAUUUGGUAAUAAAGUCUCAACUUUGUUGAAAAUUGU